GUAGUUUUUUCAGUUUACAUCUCUACACACAGGCGCGUUGCAUUGCACCAAGGAAAAAGAUGGCCUCACUAGCAAUUGCCGCCGCCCAGCCCACCGCCGUGAAGGGCCUCUCCGGCAGCUCUCUCGCCGGAACUAAGCUCCACGCCAAGCCAUCUCGCCUCACCUUCAAGCCCACCAACUACAGGAGUGGUGCUGUGGUGGCAAAGUAUGGUGACAAGAGUGUCUACUUUGAUUUGGAGGACAUCGGCAACACCACCGGGCAAUGGGACUUGUAUGGAUCAGAUGCACCUUCACCAUACAACUCACUUCAGAGCAAGUUCUUCGAAACAUUUGCUGCCCCUUUCACCAAGAGAGGUCUGCUGCUCAAGUUCUUGAUAAUUGGAGGUGGUGCCACUCUUGCCUAUGUGAGCUCCCAAGCAACCGGAGAUGUUCUGCCGAUAGUCAAGGGCCCUCAACUUCCGCCUAAGCUUGGCCCACGUGGAAAAAUCUAAUCUUCGUGAGCUUAAAAUUCUUAAACAUUUUAGUUGUGUAUGAUGUUUGAUUUCCACAGCUUUGUAAGUAAUUCUCAAACCUACUUGUGACAUUGUUGAUCAUCAUCAUCAUCAAAUGUUGUAUUAUUAGUCUU
Salvia hispanica is the source of this 625-nucleotide messenger RNA. Its product is annotated as photosystem I reaction center subunit VI, chloroplastic-like. The record is from RefSeq and is a predicted model, not a curated record. NCBI's taxonomy places the organism in Eukaryota, Viridiplantae, Streptophyta, Magnoliopsida, Lamiales, Lamiaceae. Gene Ontology annotation, cellular component: photosystem I; chloroplast thylakoid membrane; photosystem I reaction center. Gene Ontology annotation, biological process: photosynthesis.